This is a messenger RNA of Didymodactylos carnosus, 2664 nucleotides long. The record is from the annotation of a GenBank genome assembly. Lineage: Eukaryota; Metazoa; Rotifera; Eurotatoria; Philodinida; Philodinidae.
CGAAUGUAACAAUUAGCUAAAAGCUUAAUUUUAAUUUUUUGUGAAACUGCACCCAGAAAAAGACUAAAUGACCAUUUAUUGUAUUAAUAAAAUUUUGAUCCAGAAAGGCGUUUAGUUUUCUUGUUUUAAAGGUGAAAAGCGGAUGUAGUUGUGCUAUUUUUUCGCUACCUGGAAUGGUAUUUCGACUUUCUGGGUGCAGUUUCACAAAAAAUUAAAAUUAAGCUUUUAGCUAAUUGUUACAUUCGUUUCCAGAGAACAGUCGGUUCAAUCAUCCUGCUUAAUACCGAGUUUUUCCGAUCGAGAAUAGAUCGAUAAUACUGGAAUCAUGAAGAAAACUGCGUGGACUUACUGACUGUUUUCUUUGCAUCACACUCUACAUAAGAUAGUAUUGAAUUAUGUUCUAUAAUAGCUAUACUGAACGAAAUAACGACUGAUUGACUGGAAUCUGUUUUAAAACGAUCCCUAAGCCUUUAGGAAAUUUUCUUGAUUAAAUACUGUCCUAAAACUAAUUGCCUAAUCAUAUUUUUUUUAGAGGAAUAAUAUUACUCUAUGGUGAAACGUGUAUGAGGGUUAAUAGUAGUCAGUUCGCUACAGUGUCAAACUCCUGUUCGCGGAAGAGCUGAUAAAUCCCAGGAGCUUGUCACAAUUUUCUUGCGGCAUGACUAUUAGAUUUUCGCUUCGUAAAAGAACUACGGUUACGUCAGCGAUGUUACUUCAAAUUGUUUAUUUUGAGUCCAGUUCUAGUACAAGAUAACAACAAAAAUCUUGACGAGAAAUACCAACAGAGUAAAUCAUAUGUUAUACACUUCUCCAUUUGUAGUUUUACCGCCACAAGAUCUUAACUGUACAAAAUCAAAUGAAACAUUUAACGAAACGACAACAAUAUAUUCCUACACGGAAACAACUGUUACGUUAGUAACACGUAAAAAAGAACCGGAUUAUAGUUACAGUAAUACGUAUGGUUUAACAGUUCUUACAGAAUUUAAUGAACUUUGUGAUGAUAUCAAACGAAAAAUUCCAUAUAUUGUUUAUAUGGUGAGUUUAAUUAUUGGUGGUCUGGUAUUCGGCUAUGCGGCUGAUCAUAAUGGAAGAAAGGCGACUUUAUUAGGUUCGACUUGGGUUAUUGAGGCAUUAUCCAUAUUUCAGUUAUUAAGUGACGACUAUAUAUCUUAUGUAUUUUUUAUAUUUUUUAUUGGAUUUCCUAUUGGUGCUGUGCAGGUGACCACGGUACCUUAUGUGAUUGAAAUGUUUCCGAUUAAUUCACGUACAAUUUAUGGUUUAUUUCUAAGUGCCACUGUAAUUCUAUUAGAUCAUGUAUUGCCAUGGUUAUCAUUCUCAAUAACAAAUUGGAAAAAUUUACAAUUGGUUGUUACAGUACCAUUGCUUAUUACAAUUCUUUUGAUAGAGUUUGCAGAAGAAUCAAUGUUUUGGUUUGUCGCACGAAAAGAUUAUGUAACAGCUAUAUUAUCUUUAACAAAAAUAGCAGAUUAUAAUGGUGUGAUAUUUCAAAAUUUGUUUCCAGACACAAAUAAUUUUCUUCAUUUGAAACAUUCAAAAGAAAUUCAAUGUGAUUUUCAACCAUUAUUAAGAUUAGAAGAUCUAGCUACUUUAAAGAAAAAAUAUCCGAAUUAUGACAUGGCUGAUUUACAACAAACAGCAGAAAAAGGCACAAAAAUACAACGUCUACUAAGCGUGAUAAAAGGACAACACUAUAAGCCAACAUUGUCGACAUUUUAUCCAACAGACUAUUUUCACUCAUUUAAUUUAUCAAUUUAUUUAUUUGUGUUAUGUAGUCUUUGGUUGAUCAAUGCAUUAUCUGAUUAUAGUUUUGAUACCCUACUUUUCACAAGACAUUUACCAGAAGAUUAUUUUCUUAAUUAUUUUUAUCAACGAUUAAUUGAAAUUGCUUCAUUUUUGGUUGCAUUUCCAUUAGUUUAUACAUUGGGACGAAGAUGGCCAACAUUCUCCUUCUAUGUGAUCGCUGGAAUUUGCUUGGUGAUUUCUGUUAUUGUAAAACUUGAAAGUGAAUAUAUUCGCAUCGCGGGACCAUUAGUUAUUUAUUUUAUUGGAAAAUUUGCAAUUCGAGCAUCAUUUAUUAUCACUCUCUUAUUUACGUGUGAAAUAUUUCCAACUGGUUUAAGAUGUACCACACUUGGCAUAUGUUAUAUGUUUCGAUUAAUUGGCAUGGCAAUAGCAUCAAAAAACAUAGCUGAACAAGCUCCUACGUAUAUCAACAGAAUAUUUUUCUGGCGACGAAAUGGGCGUAGGGUAGAUAAUCAUGUUGGUAGUAAUGAUAUAUCCGUCACACCCCGUGGAAGUCAAACUCUGUCUAAACGAUUCAAUCCAUCGUAUGAACAAACAUUAGGAAAUCCGAUGGUUAUAACUGAAUUGCCGAGCAAUGGCAACGUCAAUGAUAAUUUUGAUAGAAUUGCUCAGCAACAUCAAAUUUCACAAUCGACUAUACUCAUGAGAGACAAAACAUCUGAGAACAAUAAUGUUACAGCUGCUAGUACAAAACAUAGAAGCAAAUCUACAUCUUCACAUUCUCAGAAACACCUAACAGCUCAAAUCCAAAGUGGUGAUGUCACGAACGGAGGCUUACAACCUGUCUCGAGCGAAAUUACAACGAUUGAUUUUAACGACGACCAAGAAAAUGAUGAAUAA